Molecule: messenger RNA, 1137 nt
Organism: Exophiala mesophila
Lineage: Eukaryota; Fungi; Ascomycota; Eurotiomycetes; Chaetothyriales; Herpotrichiellaceae
Exons: 1
Coding region: 1-1137 (378 amino acids)
Source: RefSeq, a predicted model, not a curated record
AUGGAACAAAGCACCUUAACCCGACGAGGCCUGGGAUUCCGUGGAGUCAACUCCAAGCUUGUUGCGCCAGGAUAUCUAUUGUAUGCUCAUCUGACCAGUCCCGGAACAGUCUUCCUUGUUUCCAAUGAUGGAGUUGAAGUCCAUCGCUGGAACCUUCCAUACCGGCCAGGGCGACACGCUCGAAUCCUGCCCAAUGGUAACCUAGCGUACAACGGCGUGCAUCCAGAGGCCCCGGCAUUGUUUCCCAUGUGGCAAAAAUAUCGAGGCGGCGUCAUGCUUCAAGUGGACCCAGCAGGCAAGGUCAUCUCCGAGUAUCGCGACCCUCUAGCCCAUCACGACCAACGUCAUCUCGAUGACGGCACUUUGCUCUAUACCACCCUGGAGCCAUUGACUUCGGAACAAGCAUGCACUGUCCAAGGCGGCAUCCCAUCAAGCGAGGCGCCCAAUGGCAUCAUCUAUGCCGAUGUCAUCAAAAUGGUCGACCCAACAAGACCCGAAGCCCCUCUCUGGACCUGGCGCGCCAUCGACCACCUCGACCCUGCCAUCUUCUCUCUGCAUCCACAAUUUGCACGCGAGCACUGGCCGCUGAUCAACAGUGUUCACCUUCUUCGGGAUGGCAACAUCCUAGCGUCACUACGAUCCGUGUCGGCUGUUGUCAUCAUCUCUCGCGCCACAGGCGACAUCAUCUGGCACCUGGACUCAACGGUCGUGGCACAACAACAUUGUGCAUCGGAACUCGAGGAUGGAUCUAUCCUGAUCUUCGACAAUGGCACCUUCCGGCACCACGAGUCGUCCACCUAUUCGCGAGUUAUUCAGGUCGACCGAGCCACCAAAAGCAUUGUCUGGGAAUAUCGCGAUCGCUCAUUCCCUAACGCGUUCUUUAGCCCGUUCAUGGGUGGUGCGCAGCGGCUUCCAAAUGGAAAUACUUUGGUGACCGAGGCCGUGUUCGGUCGGAUGUUUGAGGUGACCUCGACCGGCGAAAUGGUGUUUGAGUAUGUGAACCCUCAUUUGGCCGACUACGCCAAGUUGGAGGCCCCUGAGUUGCAACAGAUUGGCUUUGACUUCCCAAGCAAUGCAGUCUUCCGUGCUUACAAGGUCGCACCAGAGGAUGUUCCCUGGGUCAGCUUGCCGAACUAA